AUGGCGGACUACGGAGGCGGCUACGGCGGUCGCGACGGAGGUCGCGGCUACAACGAUGGCCCUCGUGGCGGCUACAACGACCGGGGCUUCCAAGACGGCAACCGCCGCCGGAAGCGCUCGGACGACAUGUCGGACAACUAUGGCAACAAGCGCCACCGCAACAACUACAACCAGCGCGGCGACUACCGCGACAACUACCGCGGUCGCCGCGACGACAACUACCGCGACAACAACCGCAACGGCGGUGACGACGACGUCAUGGAGCUCAAGCGGCGCGUCAUUACGCUUGGCGACAGCGUGAACGUGAGCGACACGCACGCGGUGCGCGACGUGCUCUCGCGCUGCGGCGAGUGGCUCGGCGAGCAGCUCAUGUUCCAGGCGCAAGAAAUCGCGGCGCUCGUCGUGACGUGCGCCGGUCGCCUCAGCGCCAAGAGCGAGUGGUACGCGCUGCUCACGACGCUCCUCAACGAGAAGAAUGGUGUCUUUGGCAAAAAGGUCGUCGAGCUCGCAUGCCAAGCGAUCCAAACCGACCUCAACUGGUGGCAAUCCGAGGACGACCCCGCUGAGGGCACGACUGAGCUUCUGCGCAUCAAGCUCCUCGUGCGCUUCCUCGGCCACCUCGCGACGACCAAGAUGAUUGUCGCUGCCGACGUGGUCCAGCUCCUCGCCAACUUUGUCGCGCUCUGCACGCCCGAGCCGAUCGCGCCCAACAACCGGGCCCAGCAAGACGCGACUGCGAUCAAGGACUACAUUGCGUACAUCGUUCUCGACACGCUUCUUCACUGCGGACAUGCGCUCUCGGUGGCCGCCGAGGAACCGUUCGACGAGCUCAUUGCGCAGCUCUCGGCGUACAUGGCGUUCCGCGAAGUCGACACGACCCACUCGCGCUUCGUACCCUCCAACAGCUGGGUCGUCCAGCGCGUGCGUCUCAACAUGCUCUGCGACCCGGAAGACGACGACGUGCUGGGCGUCGCCAAGGCGCUGGACCCGCUGGCGGCCACGUGGACGGCGGUCGAGCAGCUCGUGGCCGGCCUCUCGCGGGACUCGACCAAGUCGGACGUGGCGCUCUACAAUCCGUCGCAAUCGUCGUGGAAGGUCCACGCGCUCAUGUACCCGCAGCAGUUUUUCAUGACGGUCAUCAAAAACACGGUGCCCUUUGCGCUGCCGGCGUCGGCCUUUCCGUUCACGCUCGAGCUGGCUGCCAUCCAUGCCAAGAAGCUGCCCUCGUACUCGGUCGUGUUUCGCAUUCUCAACGACGAGAGCGGCCCGAUCGGUGUCGCGAUUGCCCAAAUGCACCUGCCGUCGUACCUCGUCGCCCGGAGCUACUUUGAAGACAUUCUCAAGGCGUUUGCGCCGUCGGUGGCCGAGACGUCCAAGCAACUCUUGACGUGUGCGCACUGGCUCAACGCGCGCUUGGAGAAUGUCCAAGCCGAGUUCAUUUUGGUCGAGACGCUCCUCGUGCACAUUUUGCAGCACCGCGAUGUGCCGUUUGGCGGCGCCGUCCUCUACCAGAUGCUCAAGCAGGACGCGAAAACGAUCCAGAGCGCACUCGCGAUCCUCAUGGAGCUCCUCUUUCGCCAGAUCCCGACCAUGCAGAUGGGCACGCUGGACGUGUUUGUGCGCUUCUUCUCGCUCUUCCUCUCCAAUUUCGAGUACAAGUGGCCGUGGGCCCAUUGGAACUAUGUGCUCGACGCGCAAGCCGACGACGCGCAGCGCCUCUUUGUCUCGGCCGUCCUCGAGCGCUGCGUGCGCCUGAGCUACCGCCAGCACAUGCAGUCGGUGCUCCCCGAGGCGUUCCACAUGCUGCUGCCGCCAACCCGCUCCACAUCAUCCGGUUUCGCCAAGACGAAGCGGAUCAAGGCGCGCGAUGACGCCGCGGUCAUCGAGGCGUGGUGCAACGAGAAGACGUCGUCGCUCGACAAGGCGAUCGUGCUGGAGAUGGUCGUCUCGGCGCUCCUCGAAGCCGGCUCGGCCACGUUUACGCAUUUUCGAAGCCUCUUGGAAAAGUACCAAGAGCUCCUGGCCACCCUCACGGCGUCGACGGAAGAUGCGCUCGCAGCCAUCAACGCGGUCGGCGCGGUCUGGGAGCAGUCGCCGCAGCACGUGAUUCUCAUCUUGAGCCUCAUGAUGCGCCACAAGGUGCUCUCGUCGACCGCGAUCUCGACGUGGAUGUUUAGCUCGGACGCUGUGCAGCAGUACAGCUGGCACUAUGUGUGGGAGAUUCUCGACAACUCGAUCGUCUACGGCAUUGAGCGCGUCGAGGCCAACCCGGAGGACGCGGCGGCACUCGACGACCUCCAAUCGAUGCUCCGUGCCGUCCUCGAGGGCUUUAUGAAGGUGGUGGCGGACCACAAGUUUUCGUGCGACAAGGAAGGCACGUCGUUCAAGGACAACUGGUACACCAGCACGCUCGCACGCAUGAAGGCUGUCGGCCGGCGCUUCCGCGUCGCGCUGGAGCCGCUUCUGCCGUCGCUGGAAACUGGCGUGUUUGCUGCGGCUGGUGCCGAGCAGGAUGUGUGCACGGUCUUCCACUACAUCAAAGAGUCGUAUCAGGCCAAGUAG
Molecule: messenger RNA, 2562 nt
Organism: Saprolegnia parasitica CBS 223.65
Lineage: Eukaryota; Oomycota; Saprolegniomycetes; Saprolegniales; Saprolegniaceae
Exons: 8
Coding region: 1-2562 (853 amino acids)
Biological process (GO): mRNA export from nucleus; nuclear-transcribed mRNA catabolic process, nonsense-mediated decay
Cellular component (GO): nucleus; nuclear cap binding complex
Molecular function (GO): mRNA binding; RNA cap binding
Source: RefSeq, a predicted model, not a curated record